Pyrus x bretschneideri (Chinese white pear) is the source of this 1460-nucleotide messenger RNA. RefSeq names its product probable inactive 2-oxoglutarate-dependent dioxygenase AOP2. Gene Ontology annotation, molecular function: dioxygenase activity. The record is from RefSeq and is a predicted model, not a curated record. NCBI's taxonomy places the organism in Eukaryota, Viridiplantae, Streptophyta, Magnoliopsida, Rosales, Rosaceae. The transcript is spliced from 6 exons. The coding region runs from base 394 to 1341 and encodes 315 amino acids.
UUUGCCGAGACACACACACACCCACACCUCUACACCUGCAACCACAGCAAGGCGACCCCCCCCCACCAUCAUCCCUUGUAAUCCUUGUGAGCCAUUGGACCUAGAAAUAGGAGAAAAGUACCUUGAAAACUACCUCCCCGCGCUGCACAGUACCAUCACUGUGCAUCACUAUUCUCCGGUGAAUUCUGACCAUUUCCGGCCAAGGUGAAACACAUUGCAAGGAUCCUUGAAGCGGCGAGGCCGGUUUGACCCGAUGUCAUGUUUUGUUCUAGUAGCAGAGUUUUUGUGUUGAUGAGGAAUAUUGGCAAAUCUUGGUGCAGACGAAUGCCUUCAAUGUGAAGCAAUGCCUGAAGACUAGCUUAAUUAAUAAUUAAGAAAGUUCAAUUGGGAAAUAUGGGAUCAGAUCGUCAGCCUCUUGUGGUUCCUUUUCUAGACUUGUCCAAUGAAAACAUGGAGCCUGGAACAGAUGCAUGGCUCUUGGCAUGCAAACAAGUCCAGCAUGCCUUGGAAGAGUUUGGCUGCUUUGAAGCUGCUUACAAAAAUGGUACUUUGGAAACUCAAAACUCCAUUUUUUCUGCGUUAAAAGAUCUUUGUGAUCUUCCUUUAGAAACUAAAAUGCAGAAGACCAGUGACAAGCCUCUCCACGGCUAUUUUGCCAGAAAUCCUCUCUUUCCUCACGAUUUUUCCACGGGCAUUGAAAAUCCAGAAACUGCAGAAGGAGCUCAAAACUUCACGAGUAUCAUGUGGCCUGCAGGAAAUGAACAUUUUCUUGAAAGUGUUCAUUCCUUCUCAAAGAUGAUGGUAGAAUUGGAUCAAAUGGUGACAAGAAUGGUGUUUGAUGUUUAUGGGGUGGGGAGGCUUUAUGACUCUCAGCAGGCAUCAACCACUUACCAGCUUAGAUGCAUUGGAUAUGAAAUACAGGGGCAGACGAAUGAGAAUGAUGUGAGACUGUUUCCUCACACAGACAAGUGUUUCAUAACCAUACAACAUCAAAGUGAGGUCAAUGGUUUGCAGAUCAAAACGAAGGCUGGCCAAUGGAUUGAUUAUGCACCUUCUUCACCUUCAUCUUUUAUGGUAUUGGCAUCCGAUAUACUCAUGGCAUGGAGUAACGAUAGGGUAUGCGCAUGUGAGCAUCAAGUCAUCCUGAAAGAGAAGAAAACAAGAUAUGCGGUGUCAUUAUUCUCAUAUAAAAAUAGUGUCGUGCAAGUACCUGAAGAGCUAGUUGAUGACAAACACCCUUUACGAUAUAAGCCGUUUGAUAACUUUGAUUUCCUUCGUUUCUAUCUAACUGAGGAGGGACAGAAAGCUAAGCAUGCUAUCAAAGCCUACUGUGGUGUUUGAGAUCUUAUGCGCCAUUGUUUUAGAUUCUUGUCUGGCUUCUUAUGCAUGCAGUGUAUGAAUAAAUAAAGCUGUAGUGGGUUUUCCAAAAUAAAUAAAUAAAGCUGUAGUGUUGUUUUUUC